This is a messenger RNA of Dimorphilus gyrociliatus, 2078 nucleotides long. The record is from the annotation of a GenBank genome assembly. Lineage: Eukaryota; Metazoa; Annelida; Polychaeta; Dinophilidae.
AUUCACCGGUAAGACAGUUAACUUACAACAACGCGAAAGAAUAUACUCUCUUUCCAAUACUUUAACCAAGACUUAACUACUAUUUGAAUAAUUAGUGUUUGUUACUAUUCGGACUGAAUUCAUUGAAGAUAUUUUGUUUUAUUUUUGUGGAGACUACAAUUUACUACAAAGAAACAACAGACAGAAACUUAACGGAUCGAUUUUGUCAACUUUUUCUCAAUCUCUACUGUUUUUCUUAUGACAAAUUGAAAAAAAACCGAAAGCUUAGUGGUUUUUUUUCUUGAAAGAAAGAAAAACUCUUCAUUCCUCUUCAGAGAAUUUUCUUGUAAAUCACAGCUUUUAAUUUCUAUUCGAGAAAGAUUAACAGAAAUAUUAAAGAAUGACAUCAGCGGUUAUACUAUUGUGCCUUCUAUUGACUGGGGUGAAUUGCCGGGAGACUUAUACAGCAAUAUUGGGUGCUGAACUAAUAUUAGAACCACCUAAAGACCUUUAUCAUCAGAACUUCGUAGUCUGGCAUGAAAGAGGCGAAGUUAAAAGUGUGCUUUUUAUCGUCCGAAAUGGAGGAAUCACUAACGGACCUCAAAUCGACGAUAGAAUAACUUUAUCCAUAUCUAGUCAAAAGGUCACACUUUCACUAAAGAGCAUCAAAGAAAGCGACACUGGUCUAUAUAGAUUUGAAUUACUAUCAGAACCGGAUAAGAGGAUAGAAUUCUACGUUAAAGUUCAACAUUCAACUGCUAGUCCUACAUUACCACGAACUGAAAGGUUGACAAGGACUACUAAAGGGAAUCAGUAUUUCCCUUCAACAACUUUAUCUACCCCGCCAUCAAACCCCGAAUCCCCCAAGUUCAGUGACGAGAUACAACUGACUUUGAUCAUCUGCUUGACAGUAAUCGUGGUAACUAUAGCCGUUGUUGUCACGGUAGUUUGCGUAUAUAAGAUGAAAGGAAAGGAUAAAAAAGACUUGGAGUCGAAUUGUCCGUCGCAACCACCUAGCCACCCGUCACCCCACUCCGAAUAUUAUGCUUCUACGAGUACAAAAUGUUCGAGCUGUUCGACUUACACAUCCAGAUCUGCAACUCCUCAUUCAUCACCUCAACAGGCUCAGGACGCUAACAGUUUCACCAGCUGUAGUCGUAUUCAGCCCGAUUAUCCUAUCCCUUUUCAUGGUGGUAAUUCUUCGAAAAUACCCAUACCAGAAGUUUUUAAAUCGUCCUCCUCGAACGGUUUUCAGCCUAUAACCGCUCCGUCUAAUCAAUCUCCUCAUUCUCACGUUUAGACGUAAGACGACUCUGUAUAAAUAAACCAGAAAACUUGCUGAAAGACAAACUUGGAAAGAGAAAGAGAAGAAAAAGAAGACCUCUUCCUUUUACAAGUCACUCCACAAAAGACUUGUACUCACUCCAUUUUACAUCUUCUCCCUAAUUCCUUUCUCUCUCUCUCUCUCUCUCUCUCUCUCUCUCUCCUUCUCUCCUUCUCUCAUUGUAUACUGCUCUUCCACUCAAAAUUUAUGGACAAUCUCAUUACAAAAACAUUUUUGUUUCUUUAGUUUUCGAGGGAAAAAAAGCAACCAAAAAACUAGUCUCUCCUUUUGUUUUAUUAUUAUUUUAUUCGUUUGUAUUAAUUUUUUGUAUUUAAAAUUAUAAAAACAAACAAAACAUCUCUCUAUCUAUGUGGGAAAAACACAAAGGCGGAUAUAGAAAAGACAAAGAUGAUGAACAGAUAAAAGAAGAUUAGCUAACCAACUGAUAUUACUUACGGAUAGGAAUAUUUUAAUGAUUGCCAAAAAUCUUGUGAUUUUUUUUUAAAAAACAAAGAAAAGAAAAGGGAAAUCUCUCUCUCUCUCUCUCUCUUUAACGCAAACAAACAAACAAACAAACAAACGAAAGAAAGAAAAGAAAAUGAAUAAUUUGUUUGCCAUUUUUUUUAAAAAAAAAAUGUUUUACCUGUUUAUUUUUGUUCGUUUAUUAUUUUUUUGUUGGAUGGAAAACUAGAAAAGAAGAUAUUACUUUGUUCUAUUCAGUUUUUUUUUGUUGAAUGUGUUCGUAGAUACUCUCGUUCACACUAAUUUCUUGCUG